This is a messenger RNA of Monoraphidium neglectum, 1464 nucleotides long. RefSeq lists its product as hypothetical. Bases 1 to 1464 code for a protein of 487 amino acids. Gene Ontology annotation, biological process: proteasome-mediated ubiquitin-dependent protein catabolic process; protein polyubiquitination; positive regulation of protein catabolic process. The record is from RefSeq and is a predicted model, not a curated record. NCBI's taxonomy places the organism in Eukaryota, Viridiplantae, Chlorophyta, Chlorophyceae, Sphaeropleales, Selenastraceae. The transcript is spliced from 9 exons. Gene Ontology annotation, molecular function: ubiquitin-protein transferase activity.
AUGGCGGCGCCUUCAUUCUUCAGCUCGAGCUGGGCGCUGCGCCAGGCCGCCUCAGCGGCGACGCCUGGCGCCUGGGGCGGCGGCGGUGCUGGCGGCCGGGUCACGGGCGCCAAGGUGUCGCUGGUCAGGGCCCUGCUGCUGCAGCUGCUGCCAGAGGGGGAGGGCGAGGCGUGCGCCGCCGAGGACGACGGCCCCUGGGCCACGCCUGUCCCUUCGGACAGGCGGCGCCACCUUGGCGGCUUUGGGACUUGCAACAGCGACGGCGCGUCGGACGGGGAGCAGGAGGGCACUGCAGUGCUGCGCCUCGCCACGUCGGGCCUGCCAGCGCUGGGCGUGCUGCUGCUGCAGCUGCUGACAGAGCAAGCGGCGCCCGAGGCGGCCGUGGGUGUGGCGCGCCGGGCGGUCGUGGCCCUGCAGGAGGCUCACACACCCGAUGCGCUCACAGCCGUGUGCUCGCGCGGCCCUGGCGCCGCCCGCACGUGGCGCGACGCGUCGCAACACCUGGCGGCGCCGCUGGCGCAGCUGGGGCUGGCCCUGGUUGAUGGCAGUGCGAGGGACGUAGAACUGGACGUGCUGCCGCGGCUGGAGUCGCUGCUGGCCCACGCGCGCGCCUCCGAAGCACCGCCCGCGACGGUGGGGCGGCCGGGCCCCUGCGCGCCGACGAGGGUGGCGGCGGCGGCGGCAGCGGGUGGGGCGUCCCAUGAGUUGCACACGGACGCGCGUCGUCGCGCGGCGGCGUCGGAGGGCAGCACAUUAGAGGACAGGCUGAGCGGCGUCGAGGCUGAGUGGCUCCGCGCCACCUUCCCGGCCAGGCGCGCCAAGCUGCUCCAGGACCUGUCGCGCCUGGCGCGCGACCGCCCCACGUUCAAGCUGCGCGUCUGCCGCGCUGACGUGGCCGCCGGCGUGCUCGCAGCCAUGGGCCGCUGUGGGGGCCGCGGCGCGGGGGCGGCCUCCAUCCUGUACCAGCCCUUGAGCUGCGCCUAUGAGGGCGAGGCGGCCCAGGACGCCGGGGGCGUGACGCGUGACCUGAUCUCUGCGCUGACUCAGCAGCUGUGCAGCCCCGCGGCGGGCCUGUUCAGGCGUGUGGGCGGCGGCGGCGACGGCGGCGGCGGCGGCGGCGGGCGGCUGUACCCUGUGCCGGGCGAGUGCGGCGCGGCGCAGGCGCGCAGGUUCAAGCUGCUCGGCCAGUUCAUGGCCAAGGCCCUCAUAGAGAGCGCCCGCAGCGCGGCCGUCGCCGGCGCCGACGGCUCCCUCCCGCCCGCCGCGCGCCGCGGCUCGCUCGGCGCGGUGGCCCUCCACCUGCCCGUCGCGCCGCCGUUCUGGAAGGUGCUGCUGGGGGCCCAGGUGACAGAGGCCACCAAGCGCGAGUACGUGCUGCGCCGCGCGCGCUGCCUGCUGGUGGACGGCGUGGCAACGCAGAUGGGAGCGCUGGCGGAGGGCUUCUGGGGGCUGGUGCCCAGGUGA